Molecule: messenger RNA, 3850 nt
Organism: Rhipicephalus sanguineus (brown dog tick)
Lineage: Eukaryota; Metazoa; Arthropoda; Arachnida; Ixodida; Ixodidae
Product: copper homeostasis protein cutC homolog
Exons: 9
Coding region: 277-1002 (241 amino acids)
Molecular function (GO): copper ion binding
Source: RefSeq, a predicted model, not a curated record
GGAUUUCUUGUGGCCUUUGUCCCUUUGUCAUCGCUCCAUGUGCUACUUGUGUUUUUCGCUAUGGCGGCGGGAAAGGGGCUGUCAAUUAGACUUGAUGUGCUUGCGAUUUGUCGUUUUUGAGUGCCCAGCGUUUGGUUCGAAACAAUCGGGCCGUAAUCCUCGGUCGCAGAACAACACGUGCAAGAAUUAAGGGGACCCAGGAUAGCCUGCUGUUGUGCACGUGCCACAACUCUGUCUGACCCUGCAUUGGCUUGCUGAGCCAACAACAAUUGACCAAUGGUUUUCGAGCUGGAGGUGUGUGUGGACUCUGUGGCGUCGGCACUAACUGCUGCCGAGUCUGGGGCCACGCGACUGGAGCUGUGUGCUGGCCUGGCUGUUGGAGGACUCACUCCUAGCUUUGGCUUGUUCCAGACCAUCCGGCAGCGAGUGCCCCUGCCAAUCAUGGUGCUGGUGCGGCCGAGGGCUGGUGACUUCUGCUACACGGCCGAGGAAGUCGAGGCCAUGGUGACUGACAUCACCCUGUUCCGCCAGAAUGGCGCACACGGCUUUGUCAUAGGGGCACUCACCAGGGAAGGCAAUGUCGACAUGCACACUUGCCAGCGGCUUCUUGCUGCUGCUGGUCCCCAGGCAGAUACAACCUUCCACAGAGCGUUUGAUGUGGCUCGGGAUCCCCAGACUGCCCUGGAACAGGUGAUUGAGCUCGGGUUUCGACGUCUACUGACCAGUGGCCAAGCUGCAAGCGUGGAGCACGGCUUGGAGCUGCUUGCUAGGCUUGCUAACCAGGCCAAGGGCCGGAUACAGCUGAUGCCAGGAGGAGGAGUCAGCGAAUCCAAUCUGGCCCACCUACUGCACGCGACUGGAGUCCGGUCCGUACAUGCCUCCGCGAGCGAGCCCGUCCCCACCGCAACACCGUCCGCCCUGUCGUUUGGAGAUCAGCGGGUUUGCAGCGCCGCUCGCGUGCGCUCCCUUCUGGCCAUCGUCUACGCACAGGGUCACCUGUAGACGAGCCACUUGGAGCCGACGUGGCCACCAAAGAGGUUGUCUUUCAAGGCUCGUGCAGUGGUCGUAGGCUAUGCGUGCCCGAUGCUUUGGAACGCAGUUUCCUGCAGACUGCAGUCGUCGAACCUGUAUGUCAUUGUGGGCAGCAUGUAUGGAUUUCCACUGGCUCGAGCAACAUCUUUAUGGAGACUCCAUUUUGUUCAUUGAAUCGAGAUAUCGAGAUUGUGAAGUGAAACCUUGUUUAGGUUUGCAGGGUCUUGAGGAUAUGUCUGAAUUAUUUGAUGGACCAAGAUAACAGCAAAGGCUUGCCACGCUGGUAUGCUUUUACCGGACAAAUUUCUCGUCUUUGUUUGUUGUUUAUACUAAAUGUGCACAAGAACUGCCACUGUUGUUGUAAUCGCAUGGAAGCAAAUAAGUGUUCACAUGGCGGCGGGAGAAGCUUUCGUAAAGUGAGCAGCAGAAACGCUACGGGAGUCUCGCAACUUUCUUUGCAGCGUGACAUGCGCAACUCGUUCGCGAGUUGCUUGUUGACCGAGUUGACGGGCUUUGGAUAAUGUAUUGUCGUUGUAGCGAAGUUGAGAAACAGCUUGCAAGUCUCCAGCCAUCUCAUAUUCAAACGGUUCCUGCUAUAUAUGUUGAAUUGUGUGCCUCUUACGAGUUUGAAAAGAAAAAAAAAAAGACGAAACUUCUCGCCUUCGGCUGCAACGAUACGGCGACUUUGGAGACCUGAUAGCCGCAUGAGCAACACAGGGUUGUACAGAGCGUGAAAGGCACGUAAAAAAAAAAAAAAAGAAAACGCUAAGCAUUCCCGCCAUGGUUCACACAGCUACUUCCCAACUGUGGCGUUAAAUCUUUUGCCCACUGUAUCAGUGAAAAUGCGAGUAUACAGAUUUUGGUCCAGCGCAGUUCCUCGACAGCUUGUCAAGCAAUGGAAGUUUUCUUAUUCCUAAGAUGGGUGCAGUGAGAAUUAAUGAGCGUUUGAUGUAAACUGAUGUAAUGCAUGUUUGCCUGGACUGGAUGGCAAAUCGUUUGUUACCUAAUUAUAUAAUGAGGUUCUACACUGUAAUUUGCUUGUUUUAUUAAUUAAUUUACAGUUUUAGUGAUUUUUUACACCUAUUAAAUUCAACCAGACCUCUCAGCCUAACAAUAUCGGGCCUUUUUUUUUUUUUUUUGAUAUAAUAGUGCUGGACAAGGACCCCCUUUUCAGUUUCUGGCAAACGAAAGGAACGUUGAGCUAGAAACGUGGCUGCGUUUCUCUGUAGCAAAUAACCAAUAAGCACUAUUAUGGCAAUCACUUGUGACUUGCCACCUUCAUGAAUCCAAAUUUGAUGUUCAGGGCAUCCUCUAAGUAUAGCGAUGCAAACGGAAUACUGUGUUACACCAUUACAUGUACACAACAAGCACUGCCGAAACACUAGUUUGGUUUACGUAAGUGUUUGGUCAACUUCAAGCUUGUCAGCGAAUCGCGUUUGUCUUAUUGCCAGUAUGUUUUAUUGCGAUAGCAAUUAUAUGGACAAUCUCGGCGGGUUUUUGCCGUCACCGUCAUGUCCUUCCAGUAGGAAGUCCAAAUUGAUAAGAUCCCCCGCGUAUUGUAACUGUAGCUCUAUAAUCUAACGAUGCAUGCUAUGGCUUUUAAAAGCCAGCAAGCACGUAAGCAAGUCAUAACUGCAGUGGGUCAUAAGCCUGUAAUGGUAUAUCGGCUUAUUUAUGUGCAAAAGCUGAAAUCUGGCAAACCAGGUGGCUGCGCUGUUCCUUCCUUUUUUUCUUGUCCAUCCUGGCUUGGCCGUGCUACUUACCAGCUCAUCACUUGUUGCGCACCGAGCUGGAAAAGCAUGCUCAAAUUCUGUUGUUCCGUGCCAAAUUGUACAGUAUCAAUAUUCAGAGCGCAGCAUGCUAUGUUGAUAGUGUAUACACUUAGAAUACUUUUGCGUUGUGGUUUUGAGAGGCAGUUUUCCCAAUUAUGUACUGAAGAGAGGCAAAGCAGUGGUAGUGGAAGCAGAGCUUUUGAAGGCAACAUGCGCAGAGGAAGGAAUGAAACUAGGGUGUGCCAUCACAAAUCGAUGCCUUUUCCGAUGCCAAUGCCAUUCGUGCUUGCUCAUUGGCCAGACUGACCGUCGGUGUGACCAAUGAGCAAUCGCGAAAAGUGUAGCAUCGGAAAAUGCAUCGCUGCGCGAUAACACCCCAGGAUCCCUGGGAGCGUUGCGCAUGACUGACUAGAUCCAACAGAUAAGCCCAAUACACAAUCGUAGCAGAACCCGAGGCAAGUCUUAUUGCUGACGCUUUGCGGAGCAGACCUAUGGCAAAGCAGCUAGACAGUCUUGGCCAGUACACUGAGAUCAUGCAUUGAGCUGAGAUUGCAAGGGAAAAAAGAUGGCAGGAAUAACUUUGCAAUGAGCUUGCCAGCCAACUUUACGCUCCCGCCUAGUUAACUUACUGCGUCCAUUGCCAAAUGAUCCCAUUUCAAAGCGACGCUACUCUGCUGCCAGCAGCUGGGUGGGAUGUGGGCACAUUGUUCUUCGUAUUUCGUUUGCAGAGGUUUUGUUGAUGCCACUCUUUACUGUGUGCUAUUUUGUAUGUGUAUAUAUGUGUGCUGUAUGUGGUAUUUUCGACUGCCAACUACUACUACUACAUUGCUAUCCCAAUGGUUUUGUUGGUUGUAAAAACUGCAGUGUAGCAGAAAAGCACAGGUUUUUAAAAAUGUGCAAACCAAUUGCAGCAACUCCAAGAGAUGCACAUUACAGUAUUCUCUUGGGGGCUUUUUACGAGGAUGUACUAUGGUACGCGAAGUGAUUUAACCUGCCAAAGUAUACCUGCAGUAUGUGUGUUCAAUAAAGUUUUGCUCACCUUGCAA